CCAUUUAAUACAUACCUUCAACACAACUUCCCCCAAUUCCAUCUCUCCACCACUACUGCCGCCGCAGAGUCGUGUAUAUUAAAUAUUUCUAUUAGAACAGAGAUUAAUCAAUCGCGAUCAUGAUUAAAAGGAAAAAGAUAAUCUUAGUACCUUACCCAGCGCAAGGUCACGUGACUCCGAUCCUCAAGCUCGCCGCCGUCCUCUCCAAUCUCUCAUUCCGGCCGGUAAUCGUCGUUCCGGAAUUCAUCCAACGCCGCAUCUCGCCGCGAAUCGACGCCGGAAUUAUCUGCCUACCUAUCUCCGACGGCCUCCCCGAAGACGCGCCUAGGGAUUUCUUUGCCGUCGAGCGCGCCAUGGAGGAAAACAUGCCGCCGGCGCUCGAAUCGAUCAUCCGCGCCGAGGAGGACGGCCAAAUUGCGUGUCUGGUGGCGGAUUUGCUGGCGUCGUGGUCAAUCGACGUCGCUCGCCGCUGCGGCGUCCCGGCGGCGGGGUUCUGGCCGGCAAUGCACGCCACUUACCGCCUUAUCGCCGCCGUUCCGCAACUCAUCCAAACAGGACUUAUCUCUGAAAACGGAUUACCAAGAAAUCCCAAUGCUCCUAUAAAGUUAUCAUCCAUGGAUCCCAUCUUCUCUACAAAUGAUCUCCCAUGGCUCAUUGGCUCUCUUUCUUCGCGAAUUCGGAGGUUUCGAUUUUGGACAAGAACCCUCCAUCGAGCCGAAUCCUUGCGAUGCAUUCUCGUCAACUCGUUCCCCCUCGAAUCACCCUCCAACAUUAAUCCUAUGCAACAAGUUUUAGAAAUCGGGCCAAUAAUCAUGCAACCCGCGACGGUAGCCAAUGCCACAUUUUGGGAAGAGGACUUCACUUGCCUCGAUUGGCUCGACGAGCACGAUGUGGGCUCCGUUGUUUACGUGUCAUUUGGAAGUUGGGUGGGCCCCAUUGAUGACGGUAAGAUAAAAACCUUAGCCCUAACGCUCGAAGCAUUGGGGUUGUCAUUUGUAUGGGUGUUAGGGCAUGCAUGGCGCCGAGGGCUUCCGCUAGGGUAUGCUGCUAGAGUGGCAACACAUGGGAAGAUUGUCUCGUGGGCCCCGCAAACGGAGGUGCUUCAGCACCCGGCCGUCGGAUUUUAUAUCUGUCAUUGUGGAUGGAAUUCGACCAUGGAGGCAAUACUUUGUAAGAAACCUUUGUUAUGCUAUCCUAUUGCAGGGGAUCAAUUUUUAAACUGUCGAUAUAUUGUGGAUGUGUGGAAAAUCGGAGUGCAUAUAAAAGGAUUUGAUUUUGAAGAAGUAAAAAAUGGGAUUGAGUGGAUUGUCGAAAAUGACGAAGUGAGUACUCGCAUCGAGAAGUUGAAUGAGAAGAUAUUCGGAAAUGAUGGGAGCUUCAAGGCGAUGAGUAAUUUUUCUACCUUUGUUGAAGAUAUUAAUAUGUAAGUUCAAAUAGAUGUUCAUUUCAUAAAUUUUGGUUGGUUUUGUUUUUGUUUUUUUUUUAUGCACCAUAAUUAGUUUUGAAGGGUGAUCAAAACUAUGAUUACAUCUACAUUAUUCACUUACGUUUCAUACUUACGGGAUUAUUGUGAAAUGCAAGUAAUUUUUAAUUUUUACAUAU
This is a messenger RNA of Andrographis paniculata, 1602 nucleotides long. RefSeq names its product UDP-glycosyltransferase 82A1. The coding region runs from base 120 to 1427 and encodes 435 amino acids. Gene Ontology annotation, molecular function: UDP-glycosyltransferase activity. The transcript has 3 exons. The record is from RefSeq and is a predicted model, not a curated record. Lineage: Eukaryota; Viridiplantae; Streptophyta; Magnoliopsida; Lamiales; Acanthaceae.